AUGCAUGCACACACACACACACACACACACAACACACGCAUGCAUGCACCCACACACCAUACACACACUACUAAUGCCAUAUAAAUGCAUUUCCAGUAUACUGAUCCGUGUUUUUUUUUUUUUUUAGUUUUUUAAGAAAACUUAAUGAAAGAUUACUAUUUAUAUUGCGUCAAAGAAACCCAGAAUUUUGCUUAACACUGUAGAGAUAAGUUAACAUGGUGAGGAGUCGAGACGAGAAUACUGGAUGUCAUAGGAUACCAAUAAGCUGUGAGGGAAAAGAGAAAGAAUAUGGAGCCUGUGCAUUCAACCAUUCACCACUUUCCGGUGUGCUGGCAUUGAACAUGAAUGGAACAAAUUCACCAAUCUCAGCACUUACAGCACUGAAUGUGGAAGUAUGUAGCACUGCUGUAAAUACUGAGCAAGCAUUAUCUUUGCCAAAAGGUACAAAGGAAAAACAAACACAGAGAACAAAUACUAACCGGACGUAUCUGGGUGUCAGAGUAAGAAUGCCAGUAAAAGAUAUGCUCAGAGAUAUUCGCAUAGCCAAGGGCAUGGAUCCCAAAGAUAUACAGAAGAAAGAAAAGAAAGGAUCAAAAGGGGAUAAAAAACGAGCGAAUAUAAGUAGUGAUCGGAGAAAUAGGCUGAAAAAAUGGCAAACAAAGAGCUUGGAAGAGCUUGCCUUUAUAGUGGAGGUGUUGGAAGAAGACCUUAAGACUAGUACCUCCAGAGAGUCAAAUAACCACCUGCCCACUUUUGCCCCAGAGCUGGGAAACAAGUUCUGGUUUAAGAAUAUACCUCAGCAAGGGCAUCUGGAUGAGUCACCUCCAACUCCAAGUUGCUUUGCAGCUACUAAAAAUUCCCCUAUGGAGUCUGUGGGAAUCUAUGGCUCUGCUUAUAGCCAGGUUGAUUCUCUCUUCACAGACGCUGAGGUUAAAAACAGCAGUGGUGAGUUAGAUUACUAUAUACACAGAAGGCAGCAUGCAAUGACCUGCUCUCCAAGUGACAGCAAAGUGCAUGUCCCAUGCCCACAAGCAAUUCAUUUCAGCACUGAGAUGGACUGGUGGGGUUCACCACAUGAAAUAGGAAGUCCAUCAUAUUCACUCUCACUGCAGGAGCAGUGGAACAGCAUGACAUACUUCUGGAACCAAAUGGAAAGAGAGGCAAAUCUACUGAAUGAUAUCUCCAACCAAGAGCUGCUUACUCAGGAUGAGAAGGGAAGAACACUCCUUCACCGAGCUGUUGAUGAGGGGGAACGAUCUCUUGUGUAUGCUAUUGCCAGGCGGAUGGCAGAUCUAAACAAACUGGACAGCAAAGAUGCAGAGGGAAGGACUUCUCUUCACUUAGCUGCACAGAAGAAUCAGCACCUCAUGGUUGCUGAUUUAAUUUCCCUUGGUGCAAAUAUCAACGAAAGGGAUACAUAUGGAAAAACAUGCCUCCAUCACAGUGCAGAAAAUGGAUACAUUCGAGUUUUAGAGGUGCUGAAAAGCUACAUGAAAAAUGGAAUAUAUAUAGAUUUGGAUGCCAGAGAUGUGAAUGGGCUCAGUGCAUUGCAGCUUGCAUCAUUAGCUUUGAAGAGCAUAGUGGGCGAUUUGGAGAAGAGCGUGAAAGUGGGCCAGGCCAGUGUGCACUCCCUACGUAAAGAGCAGGUGAUGGAAUCUCUUAAGUGUCUCCUGCAGAUGGAAUGCAACCUACAGUGCCUGAAAUGAAGAAACUGAGCUUUGCUGCUUGUGACAUCUUGUUCUCCUUGUCAAGUGGUUUGUCCAGUUACACAACUACUUCAUGCAGGAAUGGCGGGUGUCUGUCAAACAAGGCAGUGCUGUUACCUGACGGUAAAAGUUUUUGGGUGAAUACAAGUUUUAACCAGCCACAGAAAAACAGGUAUUUUUUUUAGGUUUUAUCAUGGUAUGGUUAAAGCUAUGUAUUAUGCAACCAAAGGGAGUUAUUGUGACAAGGGGUCCUUUGAGUCCCUUUAGUUAUCUAAUAACAUAAAUGGUUGUGAGUCAGCUGGUUUCUGUGAAACUUCCACCGUUUGUUAUGUUAAAAUAGCAGAACAGUUUUAAAAAGUUAUAUGUAGUGACCAGUAAGUCUGUUAGUUUCCCCUUUUUUAGGUGAAAACCAAAAAUAUGUUCAUUUGUUUUCUACAGAAAUACAGAUCCUUAUUAAAGUGAAAAUAUAAGGUUAUUUGAAUAGUGGGAUAAUAAUAAUGUAUAAUGUUUUCAUAUUUUCACAUUGCUAAGUGCUACUUACACUUUUAGACACUAAUCAUCAAUUAAAUGUGUAAAGCCUUGCUUCAAGGCUAAAUAGUACAUAAUGAAUAAUACAUAAUCAAUCAAAUGCAUUUUGUCCUAUACUGAACUGUGUAAUUGAAAAAAAUUACAUAUAUCUAUAUAUUUAGAAUAGCAUUUAAACAUAUGAAUGAUGCUUUUGAAAAGUGUAUUUCUUUAUUUGGGGGGUUUGUGAAUUAUUACUUUGAAUGUUAGCUGAGUUUGAUGAGUAUCAUAUAGAGGUCAUUUGGUCAAAAUUAGUGACAUGGCUACUAUAGUGAUAAAUGACCUAACACAAGGUAAAUGAUGUGCCUCAGGUUACUCCAUAAUUCAGCUUUAUUUCUUGGUGUGUCCAAAAUUAUUACAAUGGCAUUCACUAUGUAAGCCCAUGUGUUAAACAGUUUUUUUUAAUUAAAUAUAUUUUUGUAUAUGUUUCUGAGUUAUUAAAUGUAAAAUGAUACAUUACAUAUCAGUGUCCACCUUAUUAGGAACACUUGUACACCUGCACAUUCAUGCAGUCACUUUAUCAGCCAACUUUAUUUAUUUUAUCAAGAACUUAGUUAAUGUUCACAUCAAACAUCAGAAUGGUGGAAAGUGUAAUCUUUUGGUACCAUACGGACAGGUUUGAGUAUUUCAGAAACUGCUGAUCUUUCACGUAUAAUAUUUUCACACACAAUACUUUCUAGAGUUUACACAGAAUGGUUACAAAAAUCUAUUGAGUUAGUCGCAGUUCUGUUGGUUUAAAUGCCUCGCUGAUAAGAGAGGUCAGAGGGGAAUGUCCAGAUUGGCUCGAGCUGCCAGGAAGGACACAGUAGCACAUAUAAUCAGUCUUUACAACCUUGGUGAGAAGAAAAGCAUCUUAGCAUGUACAGAACAUCACAUAUUGAAGUGGAUGAGCACACAUUGGGUUCAACUCCUGCCAGCUAUGAGCAGGAAUCUGCAGCUAUCAUGGGCACAGACUCACCCAAAUUGGACAGUUGAAAGUUACAGUGAAGUUAGAAAAAAAUAAUCUGGUCUUUUUCCAGUCUUCCACUAUACAGUUUCUGUGAAUCUGCAUUCAUAAUAGCCUCAGAUUCCUGUUCUUGGCUGACAAGAGUACAACCCCAAUUCCAAAAAUGUUGGGAUACUGUGUAAACUGGAAAUAAAAACAGAAUGCGAUAAUUUGCAAAUCAUGGAAACCCUGUAUUUCAUUGAAAAUAGUACAAAGACAACAUAUCACAUGUUGAAACUGAAAAUUUUUAUUGUUUUUUGGAAAAUAUAUGCUCAUUUUGAAUUUGAUGUCAGCAACACGUUUCAAAAAAGUUGGGACAGGAGCAUGUUUACCACUGUGUUGCAUCACCUCUACUUUUAACAACACUCUGUUAAUGUUUGGGAACUGAGGAGACCAAUUGCUGUAGUUUUGAAAGAGAAAUGUUGCCCCAUUCUCGCCUGAUAUACAAUUUCAGUUGCUCAACAGUUCGGGGUCUCCUUUGUCGUAUUUUGUGCCUCAUAAUGUGCCAGAUGUUUUCAGUGGAAGACAAGUCUGGACUGCAGGCAGGUCACUUUAGCACGUGGACUCUUUUACUACACUGCCAUGCAGUUUUAAUGUGUGCAGAAAGGAGUUUGGCAUUGUCUUGCUGAAAGAAGGAAGGCCUUCCCUGAAAAACGAUUUUGUCUGGAUGGCAGCAUAUUACUCUGAAACAUGUAUAUAUCAUUCAGCAUUAAUGAUAUGCCUUCCCAGAUGUACAAGCUACCCAUGUCAUGUGCACUAAUGCACCCUCAAACCAUCAUAGAUGUUGGCUUUUGAACUGUGCACUGAUAACAAGCCUGAUGGUCCCUCUCCUCCUUUAGCCUGGAGGAUGUGGUGUCCAUGAUUUCUAAAAAUAAUUUCUACUUUUGAGUCAUCAGACCUCAAGACAAUUUUCCACUUCACCUCAGUCCAUUAUAAAAGAGCUCGGGCCCAAAGAAGGUGGCGGUGUUUCUGGAUUUUGCUUAUAUAUGGUUUUCACUUGCAUUUGUGGAUGCAGUAAUGUAAUUCAGUGAAAUAUAGGGUUUCCAUGAUUUGCAAAUUAUUGCAUUCUGUUUUUAUUUACAUUUCACACAGUGCCCAAACUUUUUUGGAAUGAACUUGUAGAACUUGAUGUGGCCUCCUGUUGUUGGUGUUCUGACAUGCUUUUCUGCUCUCCUACCAUCCUCUGUAAACUCUAGAGACUGUUGUGUGUGAAAAUCCCAGGAGAUCAGCAGUUUCUGAAAUACUUAAACCAGCCCAUCUACAACCAAUAACCAUCCCAUUGUUGAAAGCACAACUUUAUUCAUCACACACUUGUGAAAUUUCCUCUCUGCAUUUAACCCAUCUGAAGCAGUGAACACACACAUGCACACAUGUGUGAGCAAUAAGCACACACACAUACCCAGAGCAGUGGGCAGCCAUGCUAACAGCGUCCAGGGAGCAGUUGGGAGUUAGGUGCCUCGCUCAAGGGCACCUCAGCCCAAGGCCGUCCCAUAUUAACCUAACCACAUGUCUUUGAAGUGUGGGGGAAACCAGAGCACCUGGAGGAAACCCAUGCAGACACGGAGAAAACAUGCAAACUCCACACAGGAAGGCCCCCACCAGCUGCUGGGCUCAAACUCAGAACCUUCUUGCUGUGAGGCGACCGUGCUAACCACUACACCACCGUGCCGCCCAAGAUCACAUUUUUCCCCUAUUCUAAUGUUUGGUGUGAACAUUAGCUGAAUCUCUUGACCUGUAUCUGCAUUGUGAUGUUGCCACAUGAUUGACUGAUUGGAUAACUGCACAAAUGAGUGGGUGUACAAGUGUUCCUUUUGAUGUGCACAAGUGACCUGUUACAAUGAAGUCAUCUUCAGUCAGCGCUUUAUCCUGGUGAGGAUCAUAGUGAACACAAAGCCUACUCCAGGAAAACUAGGCAUGAGUCAGGAUGGGACAUCAAUCCAUCACAUGCACACAUGUCUUCACACCAAUGGCAAUUUUGUCAAACCACAUAUACCGGUACAUUAUGGUGUUGAGGUUUAUUUAUGAUAGAAUAUUUUUAUUUAUGAUACAGAAAAGGGAUCUUCAAAGGUUAUUUGGAUAGUUAAUGGUGCUUUACUUUCUGGUUCUUUAAAGGGGUUCUUCUCACUUAUUGCUGUAAGGGUCUAUAUGGAACCUUUAAGGGUUCCCCCAGACACAGGUUCCCAACUCUAAUCCUAGAGUCCUGCAUUUUUUCCCUCUAUUCUACACACUCACUUCAUCUCAGGAAUGACUUUUAAGUGAAUUUGUUAGCUCCUGUUACUGGUUUGAAUCAGGUGGGUUGGGACCAGGGAAAACAUUAAAAUGUGUAGGACUAGUUUUGGAAGCCUGUGCCCAAGAAGGACGAAUUGAAGAACCCCUAAGUGUUUUAGAAAUUUUUUUUUGUCUAAGAUUAUAGCAAUAUUAAUUUAGUUAACUGAAAUAUAGUUAUGUUAAACUGUUCUCUGAUUCGAGAGGUUCUAAAAUGUUAUUUGAAUUGUGGGUUAUGCAUGAGUUUGUUUUGAAAUCAUACAUUAUAAAUGUAUUUAGGUUUUUUAUGCUCACAUUAAAAAUUAAACAAAUAUUAAUAUAUUAAUCAAAUAUGUACUUAUCAGUAAUUUAACAGAGGUGCUAUUGUUGGUUCUGAGGUGUGGGGGGUUUCUUUUUAGUAUAAUUUGGGAAAUAAUUUUUCUUAUUUGAACUGUCAUCAGUCUUGGUGAUUGGAUGAAAUUGUAAUAGAUUUGUUGUUGUGUAGUGUAGAAUGUGCUAUUAAUUCAUUGUCAUAUGUAUGCUUUGCCUUCCAAAAUGUAAUAAAAUAUGACAAAGCACAUUUAA
Neoarius graeffei (lesser salmon catfish) is the source of this 6084-nucleotide messenger RNA. RefSeq lists its product as uncharacterized. Gene Ontology annotation, biological process: regulation of gene expression. Bases 216 to 1706 code for a protein of 496 amino acids. The record is from RefSeq and is a predicted model, not a curated record. Gene Ontology annotation, cellular component: nucleus. Gene Ontology annotation, molecular function: POU domain binding; DNA binding. The transcript is spliced from 10 exons. NCBI's taxonomy places the organism in Eukaryota, Metazoa, Chordata, Actinopteri, Siluriformes, Ariidae.